AUGUCGUCCACACUCCUCCGCACCUCAGGCUUCCGCUCCGCCCUCCGAGCUUCAACAGCUCCCAAACGCGCCGGCAUCGCUGGAGCUACCUUCAUCCGCGGCAAAGCUACUCUUCCCGACCUCACAUACGACUAUGGCGCCCUCGAACCCGCCAUCUCCGGCAAAAUCAUGGAGCUCCACCACAAGAACCACCACCAGACCUACGUAACCUCCUUCAACAACUUCAGCGAGCAAAUCGCCGAAGCCAAGGCCAAGGAAGACAUCGCCGCGCAGAUCGCCCUGCAGCCCCUCAUCAACUUCCACGGCGGCGGCCACAUCAACCACACCCUCUUCUGGGAGAACCUGGCGCCGACAUCGCAGGGCGGCGGGCAGCCCCCGGCGGGUGGGCUGGCUAAGGCUAUCAACGAGAGCUAUGGCAGCCUGGAUGCGCUGAAGGAGAAGUUCAAUGCGGCGCUGGCUGGGAUCCAGGGCAGUGGGUGGGCGUGGUUGGUGCAGGAUACGCAGACGGGGGCUGUGGGGAUCAAGACUUAUGCUAACCAAGACGCUGUCGUCGGCCAGUUCCGCCCCAUCCUAGGUAUCGACGCAUGGGAGCAUGCCUACUACCUCCAAUACCAGAACCGUAAGGCCGAGUACUUCAAGAACAUCUGGGACGUGGUCAACUGGAAGGCGGCGGAGAAGCGAUUCCAGUAG
Messenger RNA from Mytilinidion resinicola, 690 nucleotides. Its product is annotated as manganese and iron superoxide dismutase. Gene Ontology annotation, molecular function: superoxide dismutase activity; metal ion binding. Gene Ontology annotation, biological process: superoxide metabolic process. Bases 1 to 690 code for a protein of 229 amino acids. NCBI's taxonomy places the organism in Eukaryota, Fungi, Ascomycota, Dothideomycetes, Mytilinidiales, Mytilinidiaceae. The record is from RefSeq and is a predicted model, not a curated record. The transcript has 3 exons. Gene Ontology annotation, cellular component: mitochondrion.